AUGGUUGUUGUGAAGGAUUACAGCCAAGUGAUGCCAUUCCGCCACGAGGAUGGUGCUAGGCUUAGUGAGGGUGUGACGUACGACAUUAGAAACGAUAGGUUGCUAUGGGUUGAUAUCUAUAACUCGGAAAUCCACGCCAUCGACAACGUGUCACGUGAUGGACGUGAAGGUCGCCAUAUGACCAUCAAGAUCGAGGGUUCACAAGGUCGUGAUUCUGUUGGUGUCGUAUUCUUAACUGACGAUCCAGGUAUUGUGUUGUUUGGUGGUAAAGAUGGGAUCGGCCAAUGGAAAGUCGGUUCUCAUGAAUGGGAAUAUGUAGUGAAAUAUAGUGCUUGUUCCGAAUUAGCUGAAAAUCCUGAUAGGUUACAACGAUUAAGACCUAAUGACGGGAACACUACCCGUGAUGGUAAAUAUAUCUUAAUUGGUUUAAUGAACGAUUUCAAUUACGAUGUUAAAGCCAUUGAUGGAUGUAUCUUGCGAAUUAGUGUUUCAAAGGGGACCGUGGAGAUGGUCUGGGAUGGGAUUGCUAUAGCUAAUGCAGUUCAUUGGGAUCAUGAUGAAAAAUACGUUUUCAUCACGGAUUCGUUGCAACAUACUAUAUGGCGUUGUCCAUGGGACAAACAAACCAAUUCUUUGAAUAGAAACGGUAAAGAGGCAUGGAUUGAUUUUAAAUCUCAUAAUAAAGAGUUUGCUAGUCCCGAACCCGAUGGUAGUGAUAUGGAUAUUGCUAAUAAUCUAUUAUAUGUGACCGUAUGGUCGACACAUCGUGUGCAAGUUUACGAUAUCACUCAACGCAAUAAAUUAGUCCAAGAGAUUAUUUUGCCCGUGACUACUCCAAGGGGCUCCUGCUGUUGUUUAGCUGGCAGUGAUUUGUAUGUGACCACAGCAAACGACGAAAUUAGCGAUGAGCCUGUACAAAAGGGUCAAGGUGGUUCUUUGUUUAGACUAUUAUGCGUUGCAGACAACAAAGCCACCUCGUCUAAAGCAUAUUUGAACCUGCACUAG
This is a messenger RNA of Maudiozyma barnettii, 1005 nucleotides long. Its product is annotated as regucalcin. The coding region runs from base 1 to 1005 and encodes 334 amino acids. Gene Ontology annotation, molecular function: calcium ion binding; gluconolactonase activity. NCBI's taxonomy places the organism in Eukaryota, Fungi, Ascomycota, Saccharomycetes, Saccharomycetales, Saccharomycetaceae. The record is from RefSeq and is a predicted model, not a curated record. The transcript has a single exon. Gene Ontology annotation, biological process: L-ascorbic acid biosynthetic process.